AUGAGCCCCUCUGCAGAGUGGGGCCGGGCGACGGGGCGGGCCGGGCAGCCGGACCCCAGCGCUGCAGGCAGGGGUCCCGGGGGCCCUGCGGGCCGGGCCGGGCCUGGUCCGACCCCCACCGGACCAGGCUUGCAGUUGCACCAGGAAACCCAUCGCCCGCCAGGUCGGGUGGGGUGGGGGCCGGGUGGGGGGUCGCGACCCGGGGACGAGGGGUGCGCGGUGCGGAGCCCCCCGGACCUGAGCCCCCGCCCCGCGCUGGAGUCGGGGGGGGGUCGCGACCCGGGGACGAGGGGUGCGCGGUGCGGAGCCCCGGUCCGCAGCCCCCCGCGCCCGGGGCUGGAGUGGGGGCCGCAACGCCGAGACGCGGGGUGCGCGGUGCGGGGCCCCGGUCCGCAGCCCCCCGCGCCCCGGCCCUCGCCCCCCACCCCACCCGGGCCCCCGCCGCGCCCCCGGGCUGCGGACCAGGCGGCGGGGGGGCGGCGGUCCGGCACCUGCGGGGCGACCCGGCCAGCCGCCGGCCGCGGGGGCCCCGCCGCGCUCCGCGGCGCCGGGCCGAGGGCCGGGACCCCGGGCCCGCGCCCCCCGCGCCCCCCGGCCGAGGGCACUUACGGGGCUCGGCUCCUCCGCGGCCGGCGCGCUCCGCCCGGGGGUCCAUGGCGCUUCCGGACCCGGCGAGUCCGGCCGACGCGCCAAGCUGCGCAGCGCCGCCCAGAAAAUGGAGGCCGGCGGCGGCGGCGGCGGCGGGGCCCGGCCCGGCCCACCCGGCGCGGGGCCCAGGCGCAGCCCGGCCGGGGGCGACGCGGCGAGCGCGCGGCGCCCUCCGCGGCCCGGACGGCCCGGCCGGGGCCUCCCGUGGGCCCGGCGGCCCCGGGAAGCUGGGGCGCGGCGGCCUGGGCCCCGAGGCCCCGGGGGCUGCGGCCGGCUCGCACCCCGGGCCAACGGCUGUGA
Messenger RNA from Dipodomys spectabilis (banner-tailed kangaroo rat), 948 nucleotides. RefSeq names its product proline-rich protein 2-like. Lineage: Eukaryota; Metazoa; Chordata; Mammalia; Rodentia; Heteromyidae. The transcript has a single exon. Bases 1 to 948 code for a protein of 315 amino acids. The record is from RefSeq and is a predicted model, not a curated record.